Mirounga angustirostris (Northern elephant seal) is the source of this 1332-nucleotide messenger RNA. RefSeq names its product 5'-nucleotidase domain containing 4 (gene NT5DC4). Gene Ontology annotation, molecular function: 5'-nucleotidase activity. NCBI's taxonomy places the organism in Eukaryota, Metazoa, Chordata, Mammalia, Carnivora, Phocidae. The transcript is spliced from 16 exons. The record is from RefSeq and is a predicted model, not a curated record.
AUGGCCAGUGUGGACAGGGGAGAGCGAAGGGAGCCCCCAGGGGAGCCGCAAGGCUUGGUCUCCUUUCAAGGCCUGGAGCAGGACUGGCACCAGCGGAGUUUUGUCAACCGCAGCUUGGCGCUGGGGAAGAUUCGCUGCUUCGGCUUUGACAUGGACUACACCCUGGCUGCCUACAAGUCCCCAGCGUAUGAGGCACUGGCCUUCGAGUUACUGCUGGAGCGCCUGGUGUGCACUGGGGACCCACACGAGAUGCUGCGUUACACCUACGACCCCUCCUUUCCCACCAGGGGGCUGGUGUUUGACGUGCUCUGUGGGAACCUGGUGAAGGUGGACACCCAUGGGAAAGCGCUAGGGAGGGCACAUUGCCUGCACCCAGCCCACUCCCUCCCCAGGGCAGAGAUCUGGAGCUUCUACCCCAGCAAGUUCAUUCAGAGGGACGACCUGCAGAGGUUCCACAUCCUCAACACGCUCUUCGACCUGCCUGAAACCUACCUGUACGCGUGCCUGGUGGACUUCUUCUCGGGCUGCUUCCGCGACACCAACUGUGACACUGGCUAUCAGCAUGGGAAUGUCUUCAUGUCCUUCCGAAGACUCUUCCAGGAUGUGAAUGAUGCCAUGGAUAAUGUCCACCAGUCGGUGCGAAUCCCCAUCCUGCUGGGCAAGAUGAAGGAGGUUGGGAAAGUGUUUCUGGCCACCAACAGCAGCUACAACUACACGGAUGCCAUCAUGACCUACCUGUUUGGCAUCGGGGAGGCUGAGGCCUCCGACAGGCCCUGGAGGUCCUACUUCGACCUGAUUGUGAUAGACAUACAGAAGCCCCGCUUCUUUGCUGAGGGUACGGCGCUGAGACAGGUCAACACGGUAAUGGCAGGGGCUGAGGACUCGAGCAAGCUCCCCGUGGGCACCUACACGGGGCCCCACCAGCACUGCGCGGUUUACUCUGGAGGCUCUUCGGAUGGGGUGUGCGAGCUACUUGGGGUGCAGGGGAAGGAUAUCCUGUACAUUGGGGACCACAUCUUUGGGGACAUCCUCAAGUCUAAGAAGGGGCAGGGCUGGCGGACUUGCCUGGUGGUUCCUGAGCUGUCCCGGGAGCUGGCCAUCUGGGCCCAAGAGAAGGAGCAGAUGGAGGAGCUGAAGAGGCUGGACAUGCGCCUGGCAGAGCAGUACCAGCACAUGGAUGGGAGCAGUUAUGGGCUGCAAGUCAUCAACUCCACCAAGAGGGAGAUUCAGAUGCCCCAUGAGUCAGUUGUGGAGCAAGAAUGAGCCAAACUCGAUCCCUUCUCCUGCCCCUGCUUCUACAGCCAGAGGGUCAAUAUGAAAGACCGUAAAUGA